Messenger RNA from Dictyostelium discoideum AX4, 285 nucleotides. RefSeq lists its product as hypothetical. NCBI's taxonomy places the organism in Eukaryota, Evosea, Eumycetozoa, Dictyosteliales, Dictyosteliaceae. Bases 1 to 285 code for a protein of 94 amino acids. The record is from RefSeq and is a predicted model, not a curated record. The transcript has a single exon.
AUGGUAACUCUUUUAUUGAAGAUUUUUGGAAGACGUGCAGAUGGUACCUAUGUAGGUCUUGCAAUUUUACAUAGAAGGGUUGGAACUGCAGGACAAUGUACUUCUAUUAUUUCAUUUGGUUCUCAUCCAACAACACCUGAAUAUGAAGAACAAAUUAGAAAUUUAUUAAACACAGCCACAAACGUUGUUGGAUUUACACCCAUAAAUCCAGUUGGUAAUGUUGCUUUAAAUACACCACCAUAUGUUGUUGAUGUAUGUAUUAUGAUUAAUAAUGAAAUUAAUUAA